Molecule: messenger RNA, 1977 nt
Organism: Ceutorhynchus assimilis (cabbage seed weevil)
Lineage: Eukaryota; Metazoa; Arthropoda; Insecta; Coleoptera; Curculionidae
Source: the annotation of a GenBank genome assembly
UUUUAGUUUUUUUGAAACAUUUUUUGUUUGAAUGCGUAUUUGUUACUUUUCGAAAGUUUUUUUUCAACCAGUAUUUCUUGUCUAUUCUGUAUUUUAAUAAUUCUUUUACUAGUCAGAACAAAAUUUUCUGAGAUUGUUUAUACUUUUUCCUUACACUGUAUAUCACUUAUAUACAGCGUUAUAUUUGGAGUUUGUUUCGUAGCUACCGUUUCGGAGAACAUAGAAUCAACGUCAAGGGAAACCAAUUCAGAAAAUAUCGAAGUCGCGAGUGCCGAAUGUGGAAGGGAACGAGAUUUAAGUUAUUUAAACAAUGAAAUUGAGAUUGAUUUUGAAUAUAAUAUUGACCAUACAAACUUUGACCCAAGCUUUGACCAUACAAACUUUGACCAUACAGAUGAAAUUAUGCAGGAAUCACACGAAAUACAAACUGAAAGUGAUGGAAACAAAUCCAAUAGAGAAGAUGAGAAAACAAAUGAUAGAACGCAAAAUCAGCUUAGACUACGAUGGGCAAUAACCAAGGCAAUAUCACAUAGGAAGAAUGAAAAUGGGUCUUUAGACCAGAAAAUCAUCAACUUAAAACGGGACAUGAAUAACUCGAUAAGUCAUGUUUUUGACGAACACCGAGAAUGUCAGGAUUUGGGAUAUUUUUGUUACAAGGCCUAUAACGAAAAUAAUGUUUUAAAUGAUUUAAAAUCGACUGAUUUGUACCAGAAACUGUGCACUUUCAAAAAUUAUUUAGUACGCCAUGCUGAGAGUCUAAUCCAUGAUGUGGAAAAUAAUAGCGUUGAACAGUUUAACUCUGUUAUAGCAAAAUUUAUAGGAGGAAAACGAGUUAAUUAUUGCCAACGACGGUCCUAUCAAAGCAGAUGCGCAGCUGCAGUAGUAAGUCACAAUACAAAGAGAGUAAUCUACACGGCACGUAAACAUCUAUCUCCUGGAAAAAGUCCAAGCAAGUUUUCUAAAAAAAUGGAACUCAGAAGGACAGAAAAAAACCGAAAUAGAAAACCCGCCUGUAGAAAACCGUUGUUUUCAAAAAAGAACACUGAAACUGAAGAUAAUAAAAGUUAUGGAGAAAAAUGUGAAAAACCAGAUAUGACAGAUGAAGAAUUGAGACAUGCCAAAAACGAUUUCAAAGAAAGUUUAUGUAGGAGUAGUGAAGACAUAAAAACCAUUGAAGUUUUGACAAGGCAGCAGCAAAAUUCCGAUCUAUGGUAUUUGGAAAGACGAAAACGGCUGACGGCAUCUAUGUUUGGUGUGGUUUGCCGACGAAGGCCUACAACCGGUUGUAAAUCGUUGGUACAAUCUAUUUUAUAUCCCAAAAAAUUUUAUUCGGCUGCAUGCGACUAUGGCAACAAAUAUGAAUCAGUAGCUAGAAAUGCACUAGAAAAACUUAUUGGCAAAAAAAUUGAACCAUGUGGGCUAUUCAUUGACCAAGAACAACAAUUUCUAGCAGCUUCACCAGAUGGUAUAAUUGAGGAAAAGGGUAUUGUGGAAAUAAAGUGUCCAUAUUCUGCAAGGGAAAUGACCCCUGAAGAAGGCAUAAUAAAAAGAAAAAUUACUUUUUGGGACAAAAAUAGUGUAAUCAAUAAAAAACAUAAGUGGUUUUACCAAGUACAGGGCCAAUUACAUGUAGCUAAACGAUUAUACUGUGUCUUCGCUGUGUGGACGCCCCACGGAUUGAAAACAGAAACUAUCCUUGCAGACGAAUCUUUCUGGUCACAUGAAAUGCAGGAUUACCUUGUAGAUUUUUUUGACAAUUGCCUUUUGCCAGAGAUUGUAGAUUCAAGAGUAGCACUUAGUUUGGUAAUCAUAGAUGACAUUCUAAUUAUGAUAAAUAUUUUAAGUAAACAGCUGCAAUCUGAAAACGGAACAUUGGCAGAAGCUACAAAUAUCAUUAAUGGAACCAUAAAAUCAUUGGAGCAAAAACGUGACGAAAAUGUUUUUGCAAGAAACAUUAGCAGAGUCAACAACGGCUAA